AUGCCGAAACGGAUUGGUAAGUUAAUAGGACUGAUAACUCACCAAGGUGAUGAUGGGUUAUUAUAUGUAUUUGUUCCAGGGAAACAUCCUGAGUUGGUAAUUGAUCAAAGGAAAACACUGAAUGAUGAGCAUUGUUUUCGUAUUGGUGAUUUUAUAUCAUUCAUUAAUAUUAAUGAUUCCAUUACAUCACCAAUUCGGAUAAAAAAUUUGUUCGAAACACGUUUUGUAAACAAUCGUUUACAGGUGAAAGUUCUGGUGGCAGUUCCUCCAAAACAUUUCUCUGAACGAGCUAAUUUCACCACAGUUACUCCCUCUACUGACAAAAUGCUUGCUUGGUCUCCGGACUUUGCAUUUAUUGGUUGUUCAUUUGAUGUCGUAAAAAAGCUGCGCAAAAAUCAGAUGUAUAGCGCUUGGAUUGAAAGAGUUCCACAAAUGUUCCAAAGUGUUGCUAAUAUAUUCAUAUCGUGGCAAAUAGUGGACGAUAUUUUUGAUGAAUGUUGUGAAGAAGACAAACAACUUAUCAUGAAAGCGCCAUGGAAUUGUAAAAAUAGCACUCAGCUUUCCAGAAUUUUAUCUUAUUCUGAUUGUUCGCAACAAAUGAAGCGAAAACCAUCACACAAUCCACGUUUUUUCGUUGCAUCAUUGAAAAAAUACAUUGAUAAUUACGAAGGCUUAGUGAUAGCGGUACAUGAUUCAAGCGCAAAAGUAUGGUCUUUAGCAAUACCAGAUAGUGAAAUUGUGUUUUUUCUGGGUGUUCGUAAAGGGAUGAAAGUUGGUGAUUGGGUUCGAUUUAACUGCACACCAUCUAGAUCUCCUUAUCUUGGCUGUCAUUUACAAGGGAAGAAAUUUGAAAUAAUUGAACCAAUACUUCCGGCAAAAGCCUUCAAUAACACAGUUCAGGUAGAAAUUACGACGACUAUUGCAAUUGAUAAUUUAAAAUAUUAUCCAACUGGUGAAGUAACUCUUGAAACUGAAAUACUUGGAGCGGUGGAAUUCAGUCCAAAUAGAUUUCGACAAGAUUAUUGCAAUCGAUGCUUAUCUUUGUUUAUUUGCAAAAUAAUGGCAUCUGAACGAACUGGUGCUGUUUGGCAUGUAUUUGGUGUGGUGAACGAAGAAUAUGUAGAAUUCAUGGAACAUUCAGCUUCAAUUGACAAUUUUUCAUAUACAAAUGUUAAUACUUCUGAGGAAUUUGCAUCCAUAGAAAAUGAUAGAUGCAAUGCAAAAGUUGAAAUAAAUGAUAAUUGUUAUUCCACCGAAAGUAGACAGCAACGAUCAGAUUUUCCAUCCGAUUUACCGGGAACUUCUCAGAAGGAAAUUGACGAUAGCUUUUAUUCGGAUUUUUCAUAUAAUAAUGAUGCAUAUGGCAGUUAUAAUAUGGAAAAUAUGAAAGAGGAAGAAGAAUAUGAUCCAUUGAAAGAGCCAGCUUUUGGCUCAGUUAAGCCUAAUAUUCUCCAGUUUAAUUCGACAGAAUAUAGCAAUGGCAAUGAUGAAUUUAACAUGCGAGAUAAUUCUCGCACUGAGCUAAAUGAGAAAAGUUUUGAAGGCGGUGAAUCUGAAGAGUUAAAUAAUCAAGCAAUAAAAUAUUGGUUAAAAGCAUUGGAAAUACCGGAAAUUCGUCGACAAAUUGAGAAGGCAGAUAGAGUAUUGUACGCAAACAUUAUGCAAAUGAUAUCGGAUCUUAGUGCAAGAAAGACUAGUAAAGAUAGCUGGAAGAAGUUCUCUGAUCACUGUUAG
This is a messenger RNA of Brugia pahangi, 1734 nucleotides long. NCBI's taxonomy places the organism in Eukaryota, Metazoa, Nematoda, Chromadorea, Rhabditida, Onchocercidae. The record is from the annotation of a GenBank genome assembly.